AUGACAGUAGUUAAUUUAGCAACACAUACGAUACACGCACUUAUAGUGUUGAUUCUUAGCGGAGUCUUUAUCUUCAACCUGUAUAACGGAGUUAUUGGGUUAAAUAGCACCGAAAAUUCUUUUUCAAUACUAAAAAAUAGUUCCUUAGUUCCACCAGCAGUUACAUUAUGUAUUGAUAGCCCAAAUUACACUUUCAAUAUAACGAUCUAUGGAGUUAAACGUAAUAACCAAGAUUUUCUCACGACUUAUACAAGUGAUUCUGAAGAAUUAGCAAAUCUAAAAGAUCUUGUAACAAAAUGUUGGAUACUUUCAGCCGGUCGAGAACCGUUGUUACAAGAUCCACCACCUACAAAUGACGUAUAUGAUAUGGUUCUCACUUACACCAGACCACUUGCCAAUCAAAAUGAUCUUAAUUCUCCAAUGUAUCUUAAUGUUUUCGAUCCUCUUGAACUAAGUUCACUGUUUCAGUUCAAUCGAUUCUUGUAUUUAGCGGCAGAUGCAAAUAGAGUAAUUACCUUUUCGAGAACUCAAUAUAUUACGGGAAACAAAACCAAGAAUGAUGUUAUAUACAAGAUAGUGGAUGAAUAUAGAGAUCCAAGUUGGACUAAUCAAUCGGUUGCAGUCAGUAGAAUUGUAAUUCGACCAGAGUCUUUUGUCAUUUCACAAACCACAGAGGUUCCAAUAGCAACUAGGAGGUGGGCCAUAUUCCGAGAAAGUCUUACACUUCUCGGUGUAUUGUACUCAGGAUUCUAUCUUACUGUGAUGGGCCAAGGGAAAUUUAAACCUUGGGGUAUAUUACAUAGAAUGUUAAAUUAUUAUCCUAUUGAACAUAUUCGUUAUCGUGGUUCAAAUGAUGAGAAUGACAGAUCCUUGAUUUCAAAAGAAGCUGGCGUAUCGUCUGAGCCUAAAGUAGAAGAAAAAUUGAGUGUAUAUUUAGCAAGAUUUAACCGUGCAAAGUAUCAUCAGUGA
Ambispora leptoticha is the source of this 969-nucleotide messenger RNA. The record is from the annotation of a GenBank genome assembly. NCBI's taxonomy places the organism in Eukaryota, Fungi, Glomeromycota, Glomeromycetes, Archaeosporales, Ambisporaceae.